Messenger RNA from Oncorhynchus tshawytscha (Chinook salmon), 2740 nucleotides. Its product is annotated as solute carrier family 2, facilitated glucose transporter member 11. Gene Ontology annotation, biological process: monosaccharide transmembrane transport. Gene Ontology annotation, molecular function: hexose transmembrane transporter activity. The record is from RefSeq and is a predicted model, not a curated record. Gene Ontology annotation, cellular component: membrane. Lineage: Eukaryota; Metazoa; Chordata; Actinopteri; Salmoniformes; Salmonidae. The transcript is spliced from 11 exons. The coding region runs from base 62 to 1459 and encodes 465 amino acids.
GUACUGGAGGCUUUACCUGUUGACGUUGGUAUUGGGAAUUGGGGGAUCAUUUCAAUUGGGGAUGCAAGUUUCCAUCAUGGCUUCUCCAGCUGAGCACAUCCAGAGCUUUGUGAACCAGACCUGGCUGAGGAGGUAUGAGGUUCCAGUAAGCGAUUCAACCAACAUGCUCAUCUGGUCUUUCAUAGUGUCUGUGUUCAGCCUGGGAGGAUGGGUCGGGGCUAUACACAGUGGCAGCCUCCCUGUCACCUACGGCAGGAAGAAAGUCCUGCUGUUCAACAACAUAGUGGCCCUCGUAGCCGCUGUACUGAUGGUCUUCAGUCCCAUGGCCAAGUCCUUUGAGAUGAUCCUGCUGGGCAGAUUUCUCUAUGGAUAUAAUGCUGGCCUGGGGUGGAACGUGCAACUGAUGUAUCUGGGCGAGAGUUCACCCAAGAUGCUGAGAGGAUUCCUGACCAUCACCAUCAACAUCUUCAGUAGCCUGGGGAAAGUCACGGGUCAGAUUGUUGGAAUCAAGGAGCUGAUGGGUACCGAAGACAUGUGGCCCUGGCUCAUGGCCCUUAGUGGCCUACCUGCCAUCCUCCAAUUUGUGACCUUGUUGUUCUUCCCUGAGGCUCCCCGCUAUCUAUACAUCGACAAGGGAGACACUGAGGGAUGCAGAAAAGCCCUGCACUGGCUGUGGCAGGAAGAUGACCUGCAGAUGGAGAUGGAUGAAAUGGGGAAGGAGAGAGCGAGCAUGCAGGGCCAGAAUGUUAAGACCAUUUGGGAUGUGCUGACUUCUCGCUGUGUCAGGUGGCAGCUGUUGGUUCUGGUCAUCCCCUGUGCCAGCGUUCAGUUCUGUGGGUUUAACGCGAUUUAUUUCUACGCUUUUGACAUCUUCCGUGAGGCUGGAGUAGCAGAGGACAAGAUGCAUUACCUGUCCAUUGGCAUCGGAACAACAGAUCUCAUCACCAUCAUUCUCUGUUCUCUGUUGAUCGACCACGCGGGCAGGAAGAUGCUGAUGGGCUAUGGCUACCUGUUGAUGGGAGUCAUCAUGUCCAUCCUGAUUGUUAUGCUGUCUAUCAAGGACCUGUACUCAUGGGUCCCGUAUGCUAACAUCGCCCUCAUCUUCUCUGUCGUCUGCAUUUAUGGACUAGGACCUUCUGGAAUAGCCAGCAUCCUCCUUGCAGAUAUCUUCCUGCAGGCCUGGAGACCGUCCGCUUACGUCAUUAGCGGCUCCAUCAACUGGUUAAGCCUGUUCUUGAUUGGAAUGUUCUUCCCCUUCCUAGUGGAUGGACUGGGUCAGUUCUGCUUCCUGAUCUUUGUAGCAUACUGCCUCUUCAGCGCAGUGUUUGUACUCUACUUCAUCCCAGAGACCAAAGGCAAGGGCAUGGUGGAGAUCAUGGAGGACUUUAACAAACUCAACUACAAGAACAGGGGAACAGACACGGAAAAGGCUGACUUUGUUAUGGCAACGAAAUUUUAAAGAAAUGUAUUGAGUGGCUUGAGCGAUAUUGGUACACUCUUAGAAAAAAAGGGUUCCAAAAGGGUUCUUCGGUUAUCCCCAUAGGAGCACCCUUUUUGGUUCCAGGUAGAACCCUCUGUGGACAGGGUUAUGUUUGGAUAGAAGUGUUAAGAGAUGUACUUUGUUUAGUUGUUAUUUUGAAUGUGGCUUUACAGCAAAAAAAUCUGUCAUAACUCUGUUCUUACAUUCUAGUCAGGGGUCCUAUAUAGGGCUGUGGUGGUCAUGAAAUUUUGUCAGCAGAUGAUUGUCAAGCAAAUAACUACCGGUCUCAGGGUAAUUGACCGUUAAUGAACAUAAAUACAUUUAGCAUCUCCUGGCUUCCACUCAUAGCCUACAAGCCUAAUGCAAACCUUUGGAACAUCUACAUUUAAUAAAGUCUAAUAAAUCCAUGUAAUAUUGCCCACACCAUCACAAUAAAUAGAAAAUGUAGUCUAUUUCAGAGGAACAGAAUAGCAUACUCUGAGUUGUCCUUUUGUUAGGCCCUGAUCUGGCUAUGCCUUUAUUGCUGUGGGUUACACUAGUUCAUUUAGCAGACAAGAUUUGCUUAGAAUUCCGUGGAAUUAUUCUAUAUUAUUUCAUAGUAUGAAGAAUAAAAUUGAACAUAGCUGAAUAAAAUAGAAAUUAUAUUUUCUCCAAAGGAUUUGAGGGAGUGUGCACAUGUGGCUAUUCUGUGUUGAGUGCUUAAGGAAACAGCUACUCCUAUAUGCUUACUUUAGAGUUAUUUAUGUUGAACUAUUCUGUGCGAGUUAUAAAUAUUCCAAACAUAGUCUGAGACAGUUGUGGGAUACGAUAGAUCCCAAAUGAAUACAACCACUAUCAUAAAAAAAAAACUGUUUUAAGCUAUGAGCCUGACGCAACAGAUGAGAACGUUAAGUUUAAAAGGUUGAUAAACGAUUGGGUUAUUUCUUCACAUUAUAAGCGCAGCAAUGUUUUUGCUAUCCAGGUCAAAGGGAAAGCUCGACUGCUGUUACAUGUGUCAUAGGGUUAUCAUACAUAUAUGGUGGAUGAUGUUGUAACAACAAAAAAACAAAAAAAACAAUCUAUAGCUACUGUAUGUUGAGAGAGUAUUCUACUGUAUUUCUAGAUCAUUUCAUAAAGCUAUAUUGGCAAAUGAUCCAACUGUUGUUUUGAAUGGUGUGUAACAUUGAAUUGUUUAGAACAGAUUGUGAUAAUAAAUGAUGUAUCCUUUUGUUAGAUUGGAAAAUCAAUGAUCGAAGUUAAUAAAUGUCUACAGGCUUUCAA